This is a messenger RNA of Ostreobium quekettii, 1374 nucleotides long. The record is from the annotation of a GenBank genome assembly. Lineage: Eukaryota; Viridiplantae; Chlorophyta; Ulvophyceae; Bryopsidales; Ostreobiaceae.
AUGACAUUGGAACAGGUUCUUGUGUCCCAUGAAGCUCCAAGGGCUGGUGCCCAGUCGGUGGCAGACAGAGCCCUCCUUGAAGAUGCAUCCAGUGUGUCAUUCAAAGCCACAGAGGAGGGCUUGAGAAUCGCUGUAGAGGCCAAACCUUAUGGAGACGUUAUUCUGCAGACCCGUGAGACGGCUUGUAGCUGGCACUUGACAGAGGUCCUUCCAGCCAGCUGUGGCCCUGAGCUCGAUGAUGCUACCUUGUGCUGUGCCGCGGUUGCUGCUUUUGUUGACGAAGGGCAGUGUCUGUGCCAGCCAAGACUUCAUUUCCUGGAAGACGUGCCGUUCGUCCAGCAGAUCCUUGAACUGGGUGUGCAGUGCGGGGUUGAGUUUCCGUUACCCCCUGCCAAUGAGAGUCUGCUCUCCCUUCGUGGACUCGAACAAUGCAGGCCUUUCUUGGAGGACAGUCCCCUGGGCAAGCUCACCCCUGAGUUCAUUGGCCUCACAGAAGAGGAGCUCGCCGCCCUGGGCCCGGAGGAGCUGCCCACAUUCGACGACCUCUACAGCAACGGCCUCAAUUCCAUUUUCCCCGUGGGCAACGCCACGGCGAACAUCACGCGGCCCCAGCCCUCCGUGUUGAUCAACCCCCAGUCCACGCAGGCCACGUUCAACGCUCUGGUGCUUUAUCCCGAGUCCCUGAAUUCGACAUUUGCACCGUUUCCCGUGAUCGCCUUUGCGCCGGGGCUGGGGGUGCCUCCGUUUGGGUACAUUCGCACGCUGCGCCUCCUGGCUUCUCAGGGCUUCAUCGUUGUGUCGCCCCUCUCCACGGAGUUCGUCUCCGGGUUCGGGAGCCUCGAAGAUUUCAAGGCGUACGGCGCGGAUGUCGCGGUUGCGCUGCAGUGGGCUGUGGCCGCGGGAGCGGAUGGCGAGUCCUUUCUGCUCGGCGCCGUGGACGGCGAGCGAGUGGGCAUAAUGGGGCAUUCCAUGGGAGGCGCGAUGAUUCUGGAGGCCGCUGUGGUGGCGCAGCAAAACUUUUCCCUCCAUGUGGAUGGCGUCUUUGGCGUCAGUCCCAUAUGCACACUGGGCGCCUGCGAUCUUCCAUACGAGGCAGCGAUGAAGUUGGAGGAGACGCAAGUGAAAUUUCUGGUGGGUGAAUUUGACGGCAUCUCUCCUCCCUCGCACAGCCAACUCUUCGAAUCCUUGUUGCCCGAAAGCACGGGGGGCGAAGUGGUGGUACUGGAGGGCGGGACGCAUUGCUUCGGCGAGGUAGAGCCCGAAUUCUGGGCUGCGUUCAACGCCGAGUGUGGCAAAGGCACAAUUUCCCCCUUUGAGCAAAUCAGAGAAUGGCAAAUGCAGGCUUGGCUCUUCUUCGAGAGCUCGCUAAGGUGA